This is a messenger RNA of Eimeria maxima, 408 nucleotides long. Its product is annotated as multisynthetase complex auxiliary component p43, putative. The record is from RefSeq and is a predicted model, not a curated record. The coding region runs from base 1 to 408 and encodes 135 amino acids. The transcript is spliced from 3 exons. Gene Ontology annotation, molecular function: tRNA binding. NCBI's taxonomy places the organism in Eukaryota, Apicomplexa, Conoidasida, Eucoccidiorida, Eimeriidae.
AUGCAACAUCUACCAGGGAUUGACGAGCAGAGGAUCCAAGACUUCCCUAAGAUUGAACUCCCUAUGACAUCACCAGAUGAUCUUAUACAAGCAGCAAAGGCAUUAGGAGAAUCAAAGAAAGAUUCGCAGCAGAAGCAGCAAAAGAAGCAGCAGAAGCAGCAGCAGCAGCAGCAGCAGCAGCAAGGAAAUGCUGAUGGAGUAUCAGACAAGAAGCCUCCAACAGAUGCAGCAGCAGAUUCAUCUUCUGCUGCAGCAUCAGAUAAGAAGAAGAAUAAAAAAGGCAGCAGCCAACCUGCAGCAGCAGCAGCAGCAGCAGCAGCAGAAAGACCAGUAGAUGAUCCUAUGCGUCUUGAUAUGCGUGUUGGUAUAAUUAGGAAAGUAUGGAGACAUCCAGAGGCAGAUAAGUAA